UGUAGUUAAAAUGAAGAAGUGGAUGUAGCAUUACAGUAAUUUCGGUCAGAGGUCUGGUAGGCUACACGAGAUGCUGUCCGACGUUUCUACCGAAGUCAUUUCUACAGACUCGGUAACCGACUUGAGACAAGAGGAGAUGGUUAUAACCUUGUUAAAACACUAUCAGUCCAUGAAGCGACGGGAGACGCGAAUACGUCUUGCCACGGGGUUCAUGAUACUCCUGGGCUUCGCAGCUGUUUUUUUCUUCCAUUAUCAGACACACAGUGCGAGUGAUGAGGCUGGCAUUGCUGCACAGCAUGAACCUUCUGCUCAAGCACAGCGUCAUGCCAGGCGGAAGCAUAGGCCGUCCUUUUACCUGACUCCUGCUAUGAACCAAACCCAGAACAUGAGACCCAUGCUGUGGCUGAACCGCAACACCUUACAGACUGUUCAAUCUAUUCACAUUCCGAUGGAUGGCCUAUAUUUUGUGUUUUUGCAAAUGGCUUAUCGGAUCCCGGAGAAGUUCUGUGGGGAAGAAAUGGCAAACAAAGAGAUAACCCUGGUUUCUAGGGUCAUUUUGACCAGUAAAGUCUACCCAAAGCCUAGAACUGUGGUCAGCUCAAAGGACAGCAUCUUCUGUAGGCCUACCUACCCAAACUUUAGAAGUGUUUACACAGGCCGCUCAAUCAUGUUGAUGGAUAACGAUACGUUGGAGGUCACGGUCCACACACCUGAGCUGAUUGACAGGAAUACUAAGGAAGGGCUGUUUUUUGGUGGUUAUCUAAUAAAUAAGUCAAAGGACAGGAUCUGAAAGAGACGUUUGUGUUGUGGUGGUGGUGUGAUACAAUUUGACAUCAACAGAUUUUUUUCUGUUGUAUUUGCUGUGAUGUUACUAUUAAAAACUAAUAUUUAGUGGCUUUGAACAUGUAAAUAUGCAUACCGAUACAUUCCUCCAGGGAAUAUAAACGAGGCAAUUGAAGAUGCUGUAAACUAUUCUGGAUGAUGUCACAUUUGUUGAUAUUUUAACCCAAUCACUAGACAGAACACCAGAGGGAAUACUCCCCUUUCCCUUUCAGUGAUUGGUUUGAUCAGUUUUGUUAUGGUUUGGGGGACAGGCUUGCUCCACUUUGUUUCUGGUUUACAGAGCCAGGGCUGUUUACAAAGACUGUGUUUUUUACAGUGUACAGAAUGGACAGCUAGUGGAUCAUGAUGAGAUAUUCACUGAAUAUGACAAAUAGUGUUAUGGGUUAGAAAUAGAACGAUGUGGUUUUUACAAGAAAUGGUUCCCUGUUGGAGAGCUUUUCAGAACUAUCCUGACAUGUUUUAUGUUAAAACAAUCUCUUAUAUGCUUGACAAAUCUAAUCUAAAAACAGUAUGGAUUUGUUUGCGAUCUUAUGAUGUAUAGUAGGUUAUUGAAAGUUGUGAAUGUAUUUACAAAUGUUGCUUUUUACUAAUUUGUGGUCCCUGGGCCGACUUUGCUGCGCUCUUAAUAAAACAUG
This is a messenger RNA of Sardina pilchardus (European sardine), 1478 nucleotides long. RefSeq lists its product as uncharacterized. Gene Ontology annotation, molecular function: tumor necrosis factor receptor binding. NCBI's taxonomy places the organism in Eukaryota, Metazoa, Chordata, Actinopteri, Clupeiformes, Clupeidae. Bases 71 to 790 code for a protein of 239 amino acids. The record is from RefSeq and is a predicted model, not a curated record. Gene Ontology annotation, cellular component: membrane. The transcript has 4 exons. Gene Ontology annotation, biological process: immune response.